Messenger RNA from Arachis duranensis, 1593 nucleotides. Its product is annotated as protein DETOXIFICATION 18. Lineage: Eukaryota; Viridiplantae; Streptophyta; Magnoliopsida; Fabales; Fabaceae. The record is from RefSeq and is a predicted model, not a curated record. Gene Ontology annotation, biological process: xenobiotic detoxification by transmembrane export across the plasma membrane. Gene Ontology annotation, cellular component: membrane. The coding region runs from base 70 to 1551 and encodes 493 amino acids. The transcript has 7 exons. Gene Ontology annotation, molecular function: antiporter activity; xenobiotic transmembrane transporter activity.
CGAAGUAGAAGAGAAGAAAGGAAACGUGACCACAUAAAACUCAUUAAUUCGGAGAUAAUAAUAAUAAUAAUGUUAGGAAGUAAAAACAAAAGUUGCCAUGGCAGUGCAGCAACAACAACACCUCUCUUAUUAGGUGAUAGAGAAGAAGUAGAAGAUGCACAACAUGAAGAAUGGUGGAAGAGAAUCUUGGAUAUGGAUGAGGCAAAGCAUCAACUACUGUUUUCACUGCCCAUGAUUGUUACAAACUUGUUGUAUUACUUAAUCACUUUGGUUUCAGUAAUGCUUGUUGGUCACCUUGGUGACCUUCAGCUUGCUGGUUCCACUCUUGCCAACUCAUGGUUCAGUGUCACUGGUGUCUCUCUCAUGGUUGGUUUGAGUGGGGCACUAGAAACACUAUGUGGGCAAGGAUUUGGUGCAAAAGAAUACCAAAUGCUGGGAAUUUAUCUACAAUCUUCAUGCAUCAUAUCCUUUGUUUUCUCCAUCAUCAUAUCCAUAAUUUGGUUCUACACACAACAUAUCUUAGUACUACUUCACCAAUCCCAAGACAUAGCAAAAACAGCAGCACUUUACAUGAAGUUCUUUUUCCCAGGCUUAUUUGCAUAUGGAUUCUUGCAAAACAUUCUUAGGUUUCUCCAAACACAAUCUGUUGUGACACCAUUGGUUAUUCUCUCAGCUAUCCCAUUGUUGAUCCACAUUGGCAUUGCAUAUGUAUUAGUUGAGAAGACAGGUUUGGGUUUUGUUGGUGCACCUAUUUCAGCUUCAAUUUCACUAUGGAUAGCUAUUGUUUUGUUGGCUUUGUAUGUUAUUUAUGGAAAGAACUUCAAGUUGACAUGGGAAGGGUUUUCUACUCAAUCUUUUCAUUAUGUAUUGCCUACCCUUAAACUUGCUCUGCCCUCUGCAGCAAUGGUAUGUUUGGAGUAUUGGGCUUUUGAAGUCUUGGUUUUCUUAGCUGGAAUAAUGCCUGAUUCAGAAAUAACCACUUCCUUGAUUGCAAUAUGUGCCAAUACAGAAUUCAUUGCAUACAUGAUCACUUAUGGUCUCAGUGCUGCUGCAAGCACCCGAGUUUCGAACGAACUGGGAGCCGGCCACCCGGACCGGGCGAAUCACGCCAUGAGAGUGACUCUCACUCUCUCAGUUCUGCUUGGUUUGUGCUUUGUUUUGGCACUUGUGUUUGGUCAUAAUAUAUGGAUUCAAAUGUUCAGUAGCAGUUCUAAAAUAAAGGAGGAGUUUGCUUCAAUAACACCCUUACUUGCAAUAUCUAUAUUACUAGAUGCUGUCCAAGGUGUCUUAUCAGGGGUGAUUAGAGGAUGUGGUAGGCAGCACUUGGCUGCAUAUGUAAACCUUGCAACUUUUUAUCUCAUUGGUUUACCAAUAUCAUGUCUCCUUGGAUUUAAGACCAAUUUGCAAUUCAAGGGUUUAUGGAUAGGGUUGAUUUGUGGGCUGGUUUGUCAAAGUGGAGCACUAUUAUUUUUCACAUGGCGUGCCAAUUGGUCCAAACUCCAUCUCUCUCUGGACAAAAUUAGACACAAUGAUCAACCAAUUGUUGUUUAAUUCAUUUCCAAAUUUUACUACAUACUGUAUUAUUUUUUUUUU